Messenger RNA from Sphaeroforma arctica JP610, 685 nucleotides. RefSeq lists its product as hypothetical. The record is from RefSeq and is a predicted model, not a curated record. Bases 126 to 629 code for a protein of 167 amino acids. Lineage: Eukaryota; Ichthyosporea; Ichthyophonida. The transcript has a single exon.
CGCACUAAAAAUUCUAUUCUGUUUUGUAAUAUAUAAAUAUAUAUAUAUAUAUAGAUAUAUCAACUAUAGCAGAGAUUCCCAUAUUUUCUCUAUCGUCAACAGAACGUUUAAAAAAAAUAGUCAUCAUGAGUUUGGAGGAAGCUAAGGUACAAUACCAAAAAUUGGCAGUGGACUUGAACAAGAAGUUUGGAAGCCAGCCACAAAUCAAGCAGGUCACCGAGAAGACCGGUGCUCAAGCUGCACAUGUUGUACUAGGCGGUGCCGCAAUUGCCUUCCUUUCCGCGUGGUUAAUCUUCGGAGCCGACUUUGUUACCACGCUCGUUGCUGUAGUAUACCCCGCCUACGCGUCUAUCCAGGCCAUCGAGGCGCUCGGCUCCACUGACGAUGCACAGUGGUUGACCUAUUGGGUUAUCUACGCCUGUCUAAACGUUCUUGAGUUUGGUGAGGAGUACCUGCUCGAGUUUAUCCCCGUGUACUACGUGGUAAAGAUGUGCUUGUGCGUCUGGAUGUUCCUUCCCUCUACCCAAGGAGCGUCUAUUGUGUACAAAAAUGCCAUCAAGCCUUUGGUCAACAAGGACACCGCCGCUAAGGUUUCUGAAGCCAUUUCCACCGAAGCCAAGGUCGAGUAAAAUCGCCGUCGCGGAGAUAUCUCAUUCUGUAAAUAAAUAUAUUUUGUGAUGCCGUG